AUGUACGACUUUUUUCUGCAACAUCAAAAUGGACUGAACGAGUUUGUCAUCGUCAGCGAGCUGUGUGAGAAAACACUACUGCAAGAACAAUUCUCCAUGAAGUCAUUUAUCCGCUAUUUUAGUGAGGUAAAUGCGGCAAUCAAAGCAAUGGGGGAACAGGGACUUUGCCAUCGCGAUAUCAAACCGCAAAACAUCUUGCUAAAGCGAAAUGAAAAUGGAGUCUUGUCUGUUAGGGUCGCCGACUUUGGCUUGAGUGGAUUUUCUGGAGGAACCCCCCUUUACAAUCCACCAGAGUCGUCGACAGAAUCGAUUCCUUUUGCUUCAGAUAUUUACUCCCUUGGAAUAACGAUGCUUUUCACGCUGUUUGAAUCAGACCUUGCAUUCAAGAUGUAUCUCAUGCCAGGAGAUCGACCAAAUUUAAAGAAGAAGUUAGGCGUAUUCAACUCGAUCGCUUUCAUAUCCCAGAUGAUUGCUGAUGAUUACAAACUACGCCCAACUGCAGACGAGAUUGAUCGGUUCCUAUGUACAACAAGGCUAUGGAAAAUCACUUUUAGUGAUAGCACAAGGAUCACAGAAGAUGAUCUUGGAAUAUCCGACGAAAUCAAUGCCUUAACCUCAACCUCUAUCGGCAGCGAUAUUCAGCGAAGGGCAGCGAAGUUCCAAACUGAUGCCUUUUCUACUUUGCUGUUUCAAGAAACAGCUCCCAGGACGACCGACUUCGACUCAAAAUUCUUCCAAGGAAUAACUGAACUUUCCAAGAUGAUAAGUCGAACAAUCCAUGACCAGGGCGACUCUUACAAAUGCUGGGCUUUUGCGACAGCAAGCAUGAUCCGUUCAUCACUUCGAGAGGCGAUAUCAAAUUCAGGAAGAAUAGACAAGCUGGCGAAGGAAGAACUUUACGAAUCGGUCAAAUCGAUCGAUCAUAAGCUACUUCGGUCGGAACUGAUGAUGAACGUCAUUCCUACAAAAGUAAGCGCAAAUUCCGACGAGAUUCAGUCGGCAAUGCUUCAUCACGUCAUGAGAAGACUCACCGAGCCAACUUUGCUGCAGAGAGAAGGCAUCUUCAUGCUCGGAUGUCUGAAAGCAAUACUCAAAAAACUUGAGCCCUUCGAGGUGAAGCUGGAAAUCUUUGCUCAUCCUACAGACUACGAUCGAUUUCCGAAGAAUUUAUCAGACAAUGGCGUCGUUGGAGAUUUCAUCAAUGCGCUUGAGCACAAAAAAGUACUCGUUUGCCCUGUUAGAAUGGGAAGCUCGUCAAUCAAACACGCAAUGUGUCUUUAUGGCUUCAACGAAGAAUCCGAAUUUUUGUUCAAAAACACGUCAAAUGAGACGAAGACAAUUGCGAUUCCUCUGACAAAAUGCGAGCCUAGAAUUGGCUAUCACAUCUGUUUUCAAGAAUCUGUGGACUCAACUGUCGCUGAAUAA
Messenger RNA from Oikopleura dioica, 1425 nucleotides. NCBI's taxonomy places the organism in Eukaryota, Metazoa, Chordata, Appendicularia, Copelata, Oikopleuridae. The record is from the annotation of a GenBank genome assembly.